CAGAUGGCUCAUUGCUCGAGUCAUCACAAGAUAUACCCAAAACAAGUGGCCUGGUCAAGAAUUCACGAUUCAAGCAGCGUGAGAGAAAGCUUCGAACCAGUUGAAGAAAACAAUUUAAUAGUCUCCCUCUCUCCCUUCCCCUAAAAGAUUUUUUCUCAACUCAAUUGCCUUCGCCCCUCUGUUGAUUCAAUUCAAGUACCUCUCUCUACCUAUUCAUGAUCACUUAAAUUCGCGCAGAACCUUCCCUUUCCUUCAUGAAAAAGAGAUUCUCUCGUUGACCACAUCGCAGUUCUCAGGAGUAACAGAAACAGAUUUGCCAUGGGUCAGGCUUUUCGCAAGCUCUUCGAUAGUUUCUUCGGUAAUUCCGAGAUGAGGGUUGUGAUGCUUGGCUUGGAUGCAGCUGGUAAAACAACCAUACUGUACAAGCUACACAUUGGAGAAGUUUUGUCAACUGUCCCAACGAUUGGUUUUAAUGUCGAGAAAGUUCAGUAUAAGAAUGUGAUCUUCACAGUGUGGGACGUAGGUGGGCAGGAGAAAUUGAGGCCACUCUGGAGGCAUUAUUUUAACAAUACAGAUGGCCUGAUUUAUGUUGUUGAUUCCUUGGACAGAGAAAGAAUUGGAAAAGCAAAACAGGAGUUUCAGGCCAUCAUCAGAGAUCCCUUCAUGUUGAAUAGUGUGAUAUUGGUCUUUGCAAAUAAACAGGACAUGAGAGGGGCAAUGACUCCUAUGGAGGUGUGUGAAGGGCUAGGUCUGUAUGAUCUGAAGAACAGAAUAUGGCACAUACAGGGGACUUGCGCUCUUAAAGGAGAUGGCCUUUAUGAGGGUUUGGACUGGUUAGCGAGUACUCUUAAAGAGUUAAAAGCCACUGGACGCACCACUUCUGCGGGCACCUCCUCUUUUUAAUCAACCCGCCCAGAUGGAUGCUUCAAGAAAACUGACUUCUCAACGGUAUCAUGCCUUUAAAUGUUGAACUUCAAUUGGGCUGGAACUUGAUACAAGGUAGAAGAUUGACAUGGAUGUGUCCACAAAGUUUGAGCAUCAACUGAACUGCCAUGUGCCAUAGAUAAUACACCAGCCAUGUAAAAUCCUCCCUUAUUGUUGUAUUACUUUUAUCCCCUUGUUAUUAUUUUUAAAUUUAAAAGAAAACACUCACCCAUAUUUGUCCUUUAUAAGCAUAACUACAUCUUGUAUUCAGAUUUUCUAUUUUUAGCAGGAGAGCAUUAAGCGCUGAAAAAUGAUUGCCCCCCACCCCAAAAAAAAAAAAAAAAAAAAAAAAAAAAAGGAUGAUGUUUUACUUUGAUUCUGUAAUUUUACUUGAGAAGCUUGUGAGCUUAUAUGAGCAUAGUCUUGUUGGCCUUUCA
Macadamia integrifolia is the source of this 1361-nucleotide messenger RNA. RefSeq names its product ADP-ribosylation factor 1-like 2. NCBI's taxonomy places the organism in Eukaryota, Viridiplantae, Streptophyta, Magnoliopsida, Proteales, Proteaceae. Bases 319 to 903 code for a protein of 194 amino acids. Gene Ontology annotation, molecular function: GTPase activity; GTP binding. The record is from RefSeq and is a predicted model, not a curated record. Gene Ontology annotation, biological process: vesicle-mediated transport; intracellular protein transport. The transcript is spliced from 7 exons. Gene Ontology annotation, cellular component: cytoplasm.